Molecule: messenger RNA, 2509 nt
Organism: Topomyia yanbarensis
Lineage: Eukaryota; Metazoa; Arthropoda; Insecta; Diptera; Culicidae
Gene: GlcT
Product: ceramide glucosyltransferase
Exons: 2
Coding region: 974-2176 (400 amino acids)
Biological process (GO): glucosylceramide biosynthetic process
Cellular component (GO): membrane
Molecular function (GO): ceramide glucosyltransferase activity
Source: RefSeq, a predicted model, not a curated record
UUGUCAGUUUGCUCUUUGACGCGUUUACGGGCGUGCGUCGCGUGCGGUGAAAAUUGCUUUUCAUUUUCCAACACCCUCUCUGGGUUCUGUGUCCCGUCAGUCUACAGCAGAAGGGUUUUUUCCCGUUCUUCGCGAAGAACAAAAUCCGGAAAAAUUAUUCGGAACAUUCAGUUCAACAACCUGAAACGACUGUGGUGGUGAGGCAGAAUCCCGUGGUGCAGCGAAUGAAAAGCGUACGUGCCUAGCCACAACAGCCGACGGACAGCGGAAGCCAGAUAAAUGGUCUGCGAAUAAACUAGGCGUAGCAAAGGUGAAAAAAAACGAGCAGCCCGGGAAGGCAAAGCAGACAGGUGUGCUACCUGAUACUAGAUUGUUGAUAGAGGAAUAGUAUCGCGGAAGCUGUCAUAGUUAUAAGAGUUGUGUAGUUUCGACCGUUUUGAUUAACCUCUGUAGCCCUUUACGCGCUGCUCGGCUGCUGUUUUCGAUAGUGCUACUCGUCAUAUUUCGGACAAGUGCCGACUAAUCUAAUCAACGUCAACCGGUGCGUUCUACGGCAGCAGCAACAAUACAGUAUAGAUGAAGUGGCGGCGAGAGGUGGCUGCUAGUGAAGAGAUACAACAGUAGUAAGAGCUGCUUCUACGAUAUGUCUAAUUUCGGAUAUAGGCAUUCCCGAGUCUGUUAUCUGUCGUAGAAACAGCAAAACGGUGACGACGCUUUCUGCCUUCAUCACCGAUGAGUAUGAACAGUUCAGUACACGACAACUGAGCAACAGCGACGGGCGGAUGAUUAUUACGCGAAUGUGUAUGUUCAGUGAAUGAAGAUUGUGGUUCUUUUAACAACGAUUGUGUUAUAAAAUUGACAUCACGUUACUUUUUGUUCUCGCUUGCUAGUUUUUUUUUGCUGAGUAUACCAAGAGGUCAGAGGGAUUACUCCUCGAGAUUAGCAAAUAGCUGCACUCAAUCAUGGUAAAAUUAUGCCUGCAACGAUGAUCACCAUUGUUGAAUGUCUGGCUAUCGGAAUACUCAUUUUCUGGUGUGGCAAAUGGAUUGUGCAUGCGAUGGCCAUCACCUACGGCAAACUGAAAUUGCACAAAAAAACAAGUUCAGCGACACAACCACGUGAAACGCCGUACCCGUCUGUUUCCAUCCUAAAACCACUGAUGGGCGUCGAUCCAAAUCUGUCGAGCAAUUUGGAAACAUUUUUCCUAAUGGAUUAUCCGACGUAUGAACUUUUGUUCUGUGUAGAAUCGUCUGAUGAUCCAGCGAUUGAUGUUGUGAAUCGAUUAAGAGAAAAAUAUCCAAACAUCGAAACAUCACUGCUGUUGGGAGGAUCAAAUGUUGGCGUAAAUCCAAAGGUGAAUAACAUCUCCCCAGGUUACCUGGUUGCAAAGUACGAGCUAGUAAUGAUUUCGGACGCUGGAAUUCGAAUGAAAACCGACACACUCACCGAUAUGGUGAAUCACAUGACCGAUCGAGUAGGACUAGUUCAUCAAAUGCCGUUCGUUUGUGAUCGGGAAGGAUUUGCUGCUGCCUUUGAAAAGAUCUACUUCGGGACGGUUCAAUCGAGGAUCUAUCUUUGUGCCGAUUUGCUCGGAAUCAACUGCCAUACAGGGAUGUCCUGUCUCAUGCGAAAGGAUGUCCUCGACGAACUUGGUGGAAUACAAACGUUCGGUUGCUAUCUAGCGGAAGAUUUCUUUCUAGCCAAAGCCAUUCACGACGCCGGAUGGAAACUCACAAUCAGCAGCCAGCCGGCCUGGCAAAACUCUGGCAUAUGUGAUAUCAGCAACUUUCAAGCGCGACUCACUCGCUGGGCUAAGCUGCGCGUCGCAAUGGUUCCCACGACCAUUUUACUCGAACCUAUGUCGGAGUGCAUCAUUGUCGGGAUGUUUGCCUGCUGGGCGGCCAAAAUACUUCUCCGAUGGAAUCCACUGGUGUUCUUUCUCAUCCACACGCUGUUCUGGUUCCUCUCAGACUGGGUGCUGCUGUCAGUCAUCCAGAACGGAUCACUUCCGUUCAACAAGUUCACAUUCUUCGUCGGUUGGGCGUUUCGAGAGCUGAGUGGACCGUAUCUAUUUUUCAAUGCCCUCUGGAAUCCUGCCAUCAGAUGGCGAACGAGAGUCUACAAGCUAGCUUGGGGAGGAGUCGCGUACGAACUUACCUCCCAGAUCAAAUCGUAGCUCAUCAAGCAGUCAGGAAACAGGCCCAUCAUCCCCCCCCCCAUUUAUCUGUUGGUGUCUUUUGUAUAAAGUUUAUUUAAAAUCAAACUCACUGUAUAUUUUCUGAGCUUUUACUAGAAAAGUUUACUUUAGAAAGUAAGAAGAACGGUUCGAAAAGCUAUCAUUUGUCUUUGCUUCGGCUUGCGUUCAUGUUUUUUUGUAAAUAUUUAUUGACAGCAACCAUUGGUUAAAUGGAACAAACAACCUUCUCUACAUUUUAGUAGUAAUCGAAGAUAAAAAAUAUCAACGUGGAAAAGCGGCUAAUAAAAACGAGUCCUAGUAAAAGCAAAUAAA